Molecule: messenger RNA, 549 nt
Organism: Fulvia fulva
Lineage: Eukaryota; Fungi; Ascomycota; Dothideomycetes; Mycosphaerellales; Mycosphaerellaceae
Exons: 2
Coding region: 1-549 (182 amino acids)
Source: RefSeq, a predicted model, not a curated record
AUGGAACUGCCAGCACUCCUUCUAAGCUUGGCCUCGCUCAUUGCUCUGGUCAAUGCCUCACCUAUGCACUCGCAACACCAGAAGCGUGGCAGCAAUCUCCUUGGCCAGGUCUACGCCUAUGGCGGUGGUCUUUCUGGAGUGCCGAUCUUCGUCAAAGACUCUGCUGCCUACAUUGGCAAUCUGUCCGAGACUGGUGCGAGCGGAACUUAUGUGUCCUUCACCCAAGAUGUCGAUACACACUUGAUCACCACACCCGUCGACUCAAGUGCGGAAUUGACCGCAUCAUAUCUCGCAAUCAACACCACCAACGGAGCACAAGACUCGGCAGUUUUGACAGAAGCAAGCGGCACUGCGGGCCUGACCACAACUGGUUUCUUCCUGUAUGGCUCCCAAAUGGCUUGGCUGUCGUCCGCCGGUAUGCUGGAGACCAGUUGGUACAUGUUACCAACAGAUAUGGAGAAAGUGUGGUCGCUCAAUUGGAAGGCCGGUGGAAAUCCGGCAGAUGUUGCUGGGGCCAAAGUGGUUGUGCUGAAGGCCAAGCAGUCCUGA